AUGUCACCAAUCCAGCCAAAUUCCUUCGAAAAAGCAUUAAGAGCUUGCAGCACACCAAACGCAGAGAAUCAGCAAUCAAUAAAACAAGCACCAUCAAACGAAUUUAUCAGUUCUAUCCAGACAAGCCUUUACGGAAUCGAACAUAAACUUGAGAUACUUUUAGAAACUAGCCGAAUAAAUGCACAAACCACUUUGGAAACAUGUAAUAACACAAAGCUCUCAGAAUUAACCACAGAUAAUCUUGUAAGUUUAGCAAAAAAUCUCGGCGUUGAGGUUUCAAAAAAAAUAGUACACAAUACGGAACGACUUUAUUAA
Ambispora gerdemannii is the source of this 315-nucleotide messenger RNA. NCBI's taxonomy places the organism in Eukaryota, Fungi, Glomeromycota, Glomeromycetes, Archaeosporales, Ambisporaceae. The record is from the annotation of a GenBank genome assembly.